Protopolystoma xenopodis is the source of this 498-nucleotide messenger RNA. The record is from the annotation of a GenBank genome assembly. NCBI's taxonomy places the organism in Eukaryota, Metazoa, Platyhelminthes, Monogenea, Polystomatidea, Polystomatidae.
AUGCAGACGACUCCGUUGUGGCUUUGCAUUUCUGAGGUGAGUGUGACUCUUUCUGCUCGUCAUGUUGGUCUCUUUCAUCGUUUCUCGACGUUGCGUCCGGCCGCCACUUGCGAGUCGGUCGGUUCUGCGUCUCGUGGCCGGUGUUUCGAGGCACGGCAACCGUUGCUACGCGUGACGUCAGCCGUAGAGACUGGAUGUUUCUCGCAAACCAGCAGUCGUCCGGCGGAAUCAACGUCUCAGAGACUGGAUGAGCAUGCGAUUGCUUCGGCGGCAAAGUCUGCGAGACUACUUGUUUGGUCUGGCCGAUGGUGUGUCCGAGAUGAACGAGAUGGCUUCCACAAUUGCGUUGAAAUGGGUCUGUCAGUCUACUUUUGUCCAGCUCCGCCCACCCGUCUUUGCACUCCUCGAAUGGUUCGUCUCCGUCAAGUGCCGUUCCCCAAUGCCACUUUGCAUGUGUGUCAGUGUACAUGGAUCGGCACCGACUGCUCGGCCACAUGA